This is a messenger RNA of Aureobasidium vineae, 1580 nucleotides long. Lineage: Eukaryota; Fungi; Ascomycota; Dothideomycetes; Dothideales; Saccotheciaceae. The record is from the annotation of a GenBank genome assembly.
AUGGUGGACAAGGCUGUGCAGGCUUGUUCGUCAAACUUGAUCCUGAGACUCAAAGGGUCGUUAGACAGAUGGCAGUCAAAGAAGUAUGGCCUGUAACAGAAUGGGACAAUGAAUAUGAAUUUUACGGUCCCAAGAAAGAUAUUCCUAGGGAAGAGUUCAUGAGCAGGAUCUUGCCUAAAGAAUCAAACGCCAUCGACAUCAUUUGCUCUCGGUUUUUCAAAGAGAGGAAUGCUUUUCGAUUAUACAUGGAAUACUGUAAAUGGCCCAUAAUCAACUUUCGAGCCUUUUUCGCUGACACAUCUCUAGGUCCUGGAGGUGACUUGAGAAGGCUUCUCCAGGAAUAUCAAAAACGUUCGCUUGUCUUCCCAGAGCCAUAUAUAUGGAAACUCUUCCAUGAUCUUGCUCGAGUAGUACAUGCCAUGAAUAAUCCAUCCGGUCAUGGCUUGAAAGGAGAUGAAUCCGUAGCUCAUAUUCUCACUCAAACUCAGCGCCGCACAUACAACGCUAACGGACACUUCAGUGAUUUCAAACCAGGCAACAUUUUCCUUUGCUUGCCCGACGAGAACAACUUUCCGAAGUACCCUAUUGCCAAGUUGGGUGAUUUUGGAGGCGCAAUGAUAUCUUCGCCUCGAGACACUGAGGAAGAACACUCGAAAAAGGUUGAUAGCACUUCGAUGACCGCCGGUUAUGUUGCACCUGACAUAGAGCGGUUUGCUCGAGACAACCCAACAGAUCACAUUCCGAAACGGAACGCAAAAUCUGGUAUCACGUUGGCGCAUGUACCCAAAAGAACUACUUCUGCCACCAAUGUUUGGAACGCCGGACUCAUCACAGCUGAUCUCAUGACGGCUGCUCAAUAUUUCAAGCGACCAAAUUUUGGAAUCUACGAUGCUCGCGACGCAUGGCUUGAUGACUUCUUUAGUCAAACAGACACCAAUCCAAGAAUGCAAGGCUAUAGCGCAUUGCUCAAGAACACGGCCAUACGGUGUCUCGAUUACAUGCCCGAUCGGAAGCCGACUCCCAGAGAACUUCUCGCAAGAGUCAACCAGGGCGUAAAGAUGUAUACCGGUGUUAUGAGAACCAGAGACUGCUUCGACACUACACAAUAUCACGGCGAGUAUGAUCUUGAUCCUAGCAUUCCGUUCGUAGACGACUACCCUGUUACGCAAGAAGAAAUCAUGGUUAUGAGUAUGAGCGACGAGAUCCCACCAACAACCAACCCGCCUGGUGGAGGAGGUCCAACGCCAAAAACACCACUCAGAAACCCACCAAAAACUCACAUGAUACCCGGUGAUCAAUCGCCACAACAUCAGGCGCUCUUCAAGACACUCCUGCCCAAAGUUUUCUUGUGGGUCCUAACGCUGGGCAGUCCGUUCAUGAUUUCUUCAAUCCUGCAGCAGGAUACGAAGGACUUGAUCGACCUGCUCCUCAAUUUGACUUUGUCAAUGAAGAUGGUCUACACCAGGCUCUUCAAAAUUCAUUGCCUCGCCGUGGUUGACGUGGACGCGCACACUGAGGCGAUGGUUAUGAUACCCGAUAUCACAGCUUAUCUUUGCAAAAUGCCUUCAAUGGCCAUUUUG